Messenger RNA from Rotaria sp. Silwood1, 600 nucleotides. The record is from the annotation of a GenBank genome assembly. Lineage: Eukaryota; Metazoa; Rotifera; Eurotatoria; Philodinida; Philodinidae.
AUGCGAUUUUGCAUUGAUUAUCGACGUCUAAAUGCUAUUACAAUUAAAGAUGCAUUUCCAUUACCUCGAAUCGACGAAAUUUUUGAUCAAUUAUCUGAUGCAACAUAUUAUACAAAAUUUGAUUUUAAAUCUGGUUAUUUUCAGGUACCUCUAUCUAAAGAGGACCGUCCUAAAACUGCAUUUUCAACUCGUGACAAUCAUUAUCAAUCUACUGUACUUCCACAAGGAAUUACCAACGGACCCGCAACUUUUCAACGUGUAAUUAAUCACAUAUUAGGGCCCGCACGAUGGAAAUAUGCAUUAGCUUACAUUGAUGAUGUAAUUAUAUACUCGAAAACAUUUGAAGAACGUUUAUUAUAUCUUAAUGAAAUUUGUACAAUAUUAAAAAAUGCACGAUUUCGUCUUAAUCCCCAGAAAUGUGAAAUUGCUCGAACACAAACAGAUUAUCUUGGACAUAAUAUAAAAAAUGGUGAAAUUCGUCCAAUUCCUCAAAAUAUUAAUGGUUUAUUAAAUACAAGAUUACCACAAACUCCAGAUGAAGCUUGCAAAUUCGUUAAAGCUGCUGAAUAUUAUCGAAAAUUUAUACCAAAUUUUUCUUAA